AUGGCGUCCCCUAACAGCAACAUCCCCACGCCGGUGCCGUUCCCACAGCCCCCAGGUAUCGCCAACCAGGACACGUCCAACUCUGGCCCAGAGUCACCUACUACCAAUGGCCGCGACCGAUCCUCAACAAAUGCCUCGACCGUCUCGAGUAGACUGCGAAGCGCCACUGGCAAGCUAAUGGAAGCAAACCCUCCACCAGGCAUGUGGGCAGCAACUGGUACUACUGCAGCCAGGGCACCCUCUCUUUCAGACAUUAGGACAGGCUCCUUUGGUUCUGACGGCUGGAAUGAACACGCGCAACGCAGUAGAGCAGGGUCCCGAGCUAGUAGGCGUGCGUCAGGAUCGAGAACAUCUACGACUGUAACAGCAACAUCGGAGCAGCCAGAGCCCUCGCACGCUGCAAUACGCAGGACCUCAUCGAACAAUGUGUUGGGCACCCAAUCUUUUCCAGCUUUGGUUGAAGAAGAUACACGUCAAGUAUUAGAACACGACGCUCAACACAACGCUGUACCUGGCGCACCGUCAAAGCACAGUUCCGACACAGCAACCGAGUACGUUGAUGGCGACAGGCCACAACAGCCCAAGAGAACGUCUUCAGGCCGGUACACAAAUGGCUACAUUCCGCCACCGAAACUCCCGUGGAAACAAACCUUUGCCAUCAGUCUCAAGAGCUUCUGGACAUGGUUCCUCACCCCUGCAGGCUUCCUCAUCACACUGUACUGUCUCAACAUUGUUGCAUGGGGUGGCAUGUUGUUCCUCCUUCUCUGCAACGCUGCACCGGCCAUGUGCAAGCCUACUUGUGACGAUAUAAAUUCACCACGGCGCGUUUGGAUUGAGAUUGAUUCGCAGAUCCUCAAUGCACUCUUCUGCGUUACCGGUUUUGGUCUGGCUCCAUGGCGUUUCCGCGACCUGUACUGGUGGGCUUGGUGGAGGGUUGGUGGAUCAAAGCGCACUGAGACGGGCAUUCGACGACUAGCCGGCAUACAUCGAGGAUGGUUUAGACUUCCUGGCUCCGAUCGGUUACCAGAUGACGCCGAUGCAACUUGCGUCGACCCUCUGAACCCUGCUGUACCCAUCCCCCUCAAGGCGAUCCCAGACCCACCCCCGACAGCAAUGCGCGCCCCGCCGACGAAAAGCUGGACCAUGGACGUUGUUGUGUGGUUCAAUGUUUGGAACACAUUAUUUCAGAUAUGCCUGUGCUUCUACAUGUGGCAUUAUGACCGUAUACAGAGACCGUCAUGGGCCACGGGACUUUUUGUCGCACUAGCCUGUGGCGUGUCUGGCGCUGCUGGCUACAUCAUGUGGCAGGAGGGCAACAAGGUUAAGAAAAUCGAGGGUGUGCCCAUGCGUAAGGACUAUGGACCCACAGAUGCAGAAGCAUCUUUAAGCGUACCAUUGGUCAAAACAGGUGUGGCGACGAAAUCCUGA
This is a messenger RNA of Bipolaris zeicola 26-R-13, 1428 nucleotides long. RefSeq lists its product as uncharacterized. The transcript is spliced from 2 exons. NCBI's taxonomy places the organism in Eukaryota, Fungi, Ascomycota, Dothideomycetes, Pleosporales, Pleosporaceae. The coding region runs from base 1 to 1428 and encodes 475 amino acids. The record is from RefSeq and is a predicted model, not a curated record.